Messenger RNA from Lampris incognitus (smalleye Pacific opah), 2039 nucleotides. RefSeq names its product ceramide kinase family protein. The coding region runs from base 1 to 1779 and encodes 592 amino acids. Gene Ontology annotation, molecular function: kinase activity. NCBI's taxonomy places the organism in Eukaryota, Metazoa, Chordata, Actinopteri, Lampriformes, Lampridae. The record is from RefSeq and is a predicted model, not a curated record. The transcript is spliced from 13 exons.
AUGGACAUAGACGUAAGGCUGGAGUCAAGUCUAUGGGUCGGGAAAAAAAGAUACCGGGCACUACUAACAGGCUGGUAUUUCAACUGGACCGAAGUUGAUAAGAAGAAUCGCGAUAAGAGAACAAUUUCAGUGCCCGUGGCCGAGGUGGUUGGAGUGGAGGAGGGCCGAGUGGAGAUACUGCCCCAGAAGUCUGUUGAAGACACUGACAAAGACUUCACAGUUUUUUAUGUGAAGCGCUAUAGCAGUGGUGGGAGAUAUGGGUUGCUAUGGCGACUAGGCCGGACCCAAUUCAGCUGCCCGAGUCGGGUCCUGAGAGAUCAGUGGACCACACAUCUGAGAUCCGCCCUCAAAACACACAGUCCUUUGAGGCCACACAGGCUGCUGGUGUUCAUCAACCCAUUUGGAGGGAAGGGGAGAGGAAGACAGAUCUACCAUUCAUUGGUUGCCCCUCUGUUUGAGCUGGCUGGUAUCAGCUCUCAUGUAGUGGUCACUGAACGUGCAAACCAGGCCAGAGACCAUCUACUGAAGAAAGACCUGACGGGCUUUGACGGUGUGGUGUGUGUGGGCGGGGAUGGAAUGUUAAGUGAAAUACUCCACGGUUUGAUUGGACGCACACAACAGGAGGCGGGCCUCUCUGAGCAUGAUCCCUCUGUGGCUUUGCGGCCCUGUGAUCUGCAUAUCGGUAUCAUACCUGCAGGCUCGACGGACUGUGUAUGUUAUGCCACAGUGGGAGUGAAUGAUCCUGUUACCUCAGCGUUACACAUCAUCAUCGGAGAUUCUCAGCCUCUGGAUGUGUGUUCUGUCCACCACCCCUUUGCUUCGGUGCGCUACUCUGUGUCCCUGCUGGGCUAUGGCUUCUAUGGGGAUGUCCUGGCUGAGAGCGAGAGACACCGCUGGAUGGGACCUCUCAGAUAUGACUACUCAGGUGCUAUGGUGUACCUGAGCAACCGUAGCUAUGCAGGCACAGUUGAGUAUCUACCAGCAGACCCCCUGUCCUCCAGCCCCAGGGACAACACACGCUGCCUCUCAGGGUGCAGUGUGUGCUCCACAAGCACAGAAAAACUUUUCCCCCACUCUUCAGAUUCUGCCUCCCUGUACAGUUCCCACUUCAGUCAGUUCAGCUGUGACUCAGAAGGUGAGUGGGUGAGUGUGGAGGGCAGGUUCAGGUGCGUGUCUCUCACUUGUAUGUCCAGCUCCUGUCCUCGCAGUCCUCUUGGUCUGUCUCCUUCUGCUCACCUGGCCGAUGGGACAGGAGACCUAAUCCUGGUAUGGGACACCAACUCUCUUGCCUUCCUCAAGUUCCUCCACAGACACACUAGCACACAGGACCAGUUUGACCUGCCCUUUGUGGAGGUCCACCGCGUGAAGGCAUUCCGUUUCUCUCUCCCCCCUGGCGAAGUGGAGGACAACGGUGACGAGCAGGACAGGGAGAUGAGCUUAGGGAAAGAUGAACAACUUAAAGCAUGUGAAGACGGCGGCGAGACCAACAGCAGGAAUGGAUCUCGGCAGCAGCUGGCCGAGAGAGGGCAGGAGCAAGGGAUGACGGAUGACAAGAAGAGGAAGGUAGCCUUCAUCUGUGGCCAGUGCUGCAGUAAAGCUCCCACUACUUCAGUGUGGAACUGCGAUGGAGAGAUCCUACCAUUCACUGAAAUCUGUUGCAGAGUCCAUGGUCAACUGGUGCGUCUGUAUGCCAGGGGCAUUGAGGACACAGCAGCAGCAGCGCAGAACUACACAGGGGGACUCGAUAACUCAGAAGGACGAUAUGUGUCAAAUAGCUAACGAAUGUAAACUAACAAUGUAAACUCAAUCUAAAUUGAGGAGAGAAAUGAUGCAGGGAGUGAAUGCAAGAAAAGGAAAUUGUACAAAUGCAUCACAAAAGUUACUGACCUUUCCAUUUCAGGAUACUGUAGUCGCUCUUGCACAAAGGAUUCCUCAUAUUUCACUUUUUAAAGGUUUUAGCAUCACAAUAACAAACAGCUUUAACUGAGGCUCUCUCUAGCUUAUUCUCUCUCAUCCAUUCUCAUUCUCUUUCUCUCAUU